Molecule: messenger RNA, 4914 nt
Organism: Lagenorhynchus albirostris (white-beaked dolphin)
Lineage: Eukaryota; Metazoa; Chordata; Mammalia; Artiodactyla; Delphinidae
Gene: PLAGL1
Product: PLAG1 like zinc finger 1
Exons: 3
Coding region: 2411-3802 (463 amino acids)
Molecular function (GO): DNA-binding transcription activator activity, RNA polymerase II-specific
Source: RefSeq, a predicted model, not a curated record
UGACCUGAAAAACCAUCGUCUGCAAGUAGCAUCCGUCAAAUGCAGACGUGUUAUUCUUCCUAACUGCCUCUGCGCUGCUUUAUUAAACUGUUGUACACUGCGCAUGAUUUUUCCCCUGGGGCCACGCAUGCUUUCAGGUUCUCUGUUGCAUUGUUAACUAUUUAAGCAUUAAACUGGGGCUGAGAUGGCAGGUGGGAAAGGCCGAGGGACUUGAUCUCCUCCCUGCCAGAGUUCUCCGCUUUCACUAGUGCUGCUUACAUUGAACGGCUUAAGAAUAAGCUCCUGUGUGAGCCCUCAGAGGCCAAGGAGUAUUGUUGAAUUCAGAAAGGAAUCUCUUUCUUUUAGUGAUAAUUUGAAUAUUUUGACAAUGAAGCUAAGCUACUCCACUGCCUGGUUUGCGUACUUCAUGUCAUGUGCGCCUUUUCUAGUGAAGCAGAAGAGAGCCUCUGCCUCUCUUCAUAAAUUCAUAAAUUGGUAUUGUCCAUUGAUGAGAUGGGUAGGAGCAAAGGAGGAAUCAUCCAGAAGAAUUGUACUCUCUUGCUUUAAUGUUUUUUACAGCUCUUAAAAAAAAUUAAUAUAGGCCUUUGGAGACCACCCAAUUAAACCACCACGAUAAAGGUUGAGUAUUUUGAGAAGAGAGCUUGACCAUGAGGAUAAUUUGUGAAGUGUUUAUGCAUCUGCAAAGCAAGGAGUACGUUUAAAACAAAUACUCUGGGUGAUUGAGAGAACCUACUCACCUCCAGUAUUUCCCCUAAAUUGUGGUGGAUUAUUUUAAAACUUUAGUUGUCUGAAAAUGGCCUUAAUUUUCCUGUUUUUAACUUAAUUUUCCUGUUUAAUAACUUAUAUUAUUCAAAAUAAAUGGACAUAGCCUUUUUGAGCAAAUUAAGAGAAGAAAACAGGCGACCAAGUGAAUAAAUCGCUUAGGUGAGAUAUAUUAGGCUGUUACAUAAUAGAUUUACCUUUGCACCAGUGAUGAGAAUCCCGAAAAGCUUCCCCCCUAAGAGGAUCGACUGGUUAGAAUAGUCUUAGUUGGAAGAAGCCAACUUUUAUAAUUGGUGAACAGAGAUACCCGUUUCCAAAUGCUCACCAGGGAUCAGUGGUGGGAAGCUGGCUGUAGACCUUUCUGGAGACUUGGUGAAAACAUAAGUUCCCAGGGCCCCAGCGACGCUGUCAGUCAGUGUUCGUUUGUACUGUGGCCUAGGAAUCUGUAUUUUUAAAAGAUUGCCCUGGUAAUUCUAACGUAUAGCCAGGUUUGGUAACCAUGGAAUUGUAUAUGCAAAUUGGAGACUUCAGCCUUUUCGCCCUGCACGGUUGAUAAAUCUAUAUGAAGAUACGAAGCUUUUUAUGUGAGGCUUUUGUUGAAAAUGAAUGUCUACUGUUUAUUGCUGAUUUUUUUCAAUUCAUAAUUGUUUUAGGUUCUGUUAUUACAUAGAUUUGCAUACCUGUUUUAUGGUAUUCUAAUACUGUUGAUUUUUUAAAAAUGCUAUUUCCUCUGAGUUCUAUUUUGAAUAUUUUAUGUAAGCAAUUUCAUGGUUGUUGUUUUUUUUUCUACUUGCAGAAAGCAGGGGAAAACAUCAGGGUUUUUCUAAUCCAGUUGCAAGUAGGACAAAGGAUAUAAUAUAAAUACUUAAAGAUCUUCCUGGGCAAGAUUACAUGAGACGUUGAAAACCUUUUAAGUUACAACAUUAUGAACUUCAGCACACCUUUUAAAUAUAUCAGAUGAUCUAAAUGUUACAGACUUUUGCCAUAUGGUGUAUCUGAGACAUUUAAAAAUUAAGGGUGGUGGGUCUACUGAAGUAUUAUACUGUAGGAUUUUAACAUCUGAACUUGAUCUAUCAUCUAUUAAAAUGCCUAAAAAGCAGGAGAAAAUCUCCUCCACACAUUAGCAGUUGUGUAUGUGUUUGUGCUCUUGAAGUAAGCAAGCUCAAGUUGCCACGUAAGCGGGGGUGGGGGGCAGGGGGAGUGUUUUUCUAGCUUCGUUCACUUAAGGUGUGCAAGAUCUCUUCUUACAGGUUUGAAGCCUCAAACUUCUGAGAGGUCUCCCUGACUGCCUUCGAGCUGAUGUUUCCUGUCGCCGAGUAGACAGUUUGGUGGUCCAGGACGUGCCCCAGCUCUAGUGAUGCCGAUUGCCUUUCCGCUCUGGAACCUCAUCCAUGCCUCAGACUUGCUCCUCUCAACCUGAGACUGCGUGGAAACUGGGAUGUGGGAAGCAGGAAGCAGAGAUAGUGGUAACUGAGAGGCCCAUGUCUGGGUAGAACCAGGUCCGGGACCACAACGCUGCCUCCCCCCUGGCCUGGCGGUCAGCUGCUGUGGCUCUGCUGAUGUGCUCAGCACCGUCCUUCUAUUUGUACUUAAAUGGCACAGCAUUUGGUCAGCGCAUCUGAAAAGGAAGGUGUGAGAGACAAAGCCCAUGGCCACCUACCCCUGCCAAUUAUGUGGCAAGACGUUCCUCACCCUGGAGAAGUUCACUAUCCACAAUUAUUCCCACUCCAGGGAGCGACCUUACAAGUGCUUGCAGCCAGACUGUGGCAAAGCCUUCAUUUCCAGAUAUAAAUUAAUGAGGCACAUGGCUACCCACUCGCCCCAGAAAUCCCACCAGUGCGCUCAUUGUGAGAAGACUUUCAACCGCAAAGACCACCUGAAAAACCACCUCCAGACGCACGACCCCAACAAAAUGGCCUUUGGGUGCGAGGAGUGCGGGAAGAAGUACAACACCAUGCUGGGCUACAAGAGGCACCUGGCCCUGCACGCGGCCAGCAGUGGCGACCUCACCUGCGGGGUCUGUGCCCUGGAGCUAGGGAGCACGGAGGUGCUGCUGGACCACCUCAAGGCCCACGCGGAAGAGAAGCCCCCGAGUGGAGCCAAGGAGAAGAAGCACCAGUGCGACCACUGCGAAAGAUGCUUCUACACCCGGAAAGACGUGCGGCGCCACCUGGUGGUCCACACAGGCUGCAAGGACUUCCUGUGUCAGUUCUGUGCCCAGAGGUUUGGGCGCAAAGACCACCUCACGCGACACACCAAGAAGACACACUCACAGGAGCUGAUGAAAGAGAGUCUGCAGUCCGGAGACCUUCUGAACACCUUCCACUCCCUCUCUCCGCAGUUCCAGCUGAAGGCCGCCCCACUGCCUCCUUUCCCUUUAGGGGCUCCUGCACAGAACGGGCUUGCAAGCGGCCUGCCAGCUGAGGUACACAGCCACACCCACGGCCCCUCGGAGCAAACCUCCCAGCCUGUGCCAGCGCUGCCAGAGCUCCUGGCCCCGCUGCACCCCGUAGCAUCCCCCAGCUCUCCUCCCCCACCCCUCCAGAGUCACAAGUACAACACCAGUUCUACCUCAUACUCCCCACUUGCAAGCCUGCCCCUCAAAGCGGAUACUAAAGGAUUUUGCAAUACCAAUUUGCUUGAGGACUUGCCUCUGCAAGAGCCUCAGUCACCUCACAAGCUCAACCCAGGUUUUGAUCUGGCCAAGGGAGGUGCUGGUAAAGUAAACCUGCCCAAGGAGCUACCUGCAGACGCUGUGAACCUAACAAUACCUGCCUCUUUGGACCUUUCCCCUCUGUUGGGCUUCUGGCAGCUGCCCCCUCCUGCUACCCAAAAUGCCUUUGGGAAUAGCAGUCUCACCCUGGGGCCUGGGGAAUCUCUGCCCCACAGGUUAAGCUGUCUGGGGCAGCAGCAACAAGACCCCUCACUCGCCAUGAGCACUAUGAGCCUGGGCCAGCUCCCCCUGCCCCCCAUCCCCCAUGUUUUCCCAGCUGGCACUGGUUCAGCUAUCCUGCCUCAUUUCCACCAUGCAUUCAGAUGACUGGUUUUUAAAGCGUACCGUUCUUAUUCUGGAAGAUGUUUUAAGAAGCAUUUUAAACAUCAGUUAUGAUACAAGGAAAGAGUUAGAAAGCAGGACUGGAAUAUGGCUUAUUCAGUGAUGACUGGCUUGAGAGAAGAGAGUUCUCGAACUGCAUGUAUUGUGCCAAUCUGUCCUGAGUAUUCAUGCUUUGUACCAAAUUUAAUAAGCAAGUAUUCUUUAAUGGAACUGCAACCAUUGUCAUAACCGACAUCCAUACGAGGGCUGCUAUAUAUAGGUGUUUGUCAAAUUGAACUUAAUCGUAAGCCAUGAUCAUAAUAAUGUUAACUAAAUAACUUUAUGUGGCACUGCCUAGUAAGGGAACUAUGGAAAGGUUUGGAUUUCUCCAAAAUGGGAGAAUUUUUAAAAUAAGAAAAUAACCUUUAUAUUGCAUAUUAUGACUAGGCUGUGUAUUUCUUUUCAGGGAUUUUUCUACCUUCAGGGUUGGAUGUAGUUUAGUUACUAUUGCCAUAGCCAACCUAUAGUUUUACAGAAACAAUUUCUUGUGGAAUAAUAGAUGUCUCCAUUUUAAAAAAGCAUUUUAAAUGUAGUUUGAAUAUUUUCCACAGGAUGCUACAAUGUGAGUUAUCACUUCAUUUAUCUUAAAGACUAAACUGAUUGUCAGUUACAUCUGACAGAAAAAAAAAAAAUCACUGUGUAACCAGGUUAAGCGGUAAAAUAAUCCAGGCGUCAGUCAAAAAAGGCAUUUUACUGACUUUAAUAUUGAUUAUAUUUUUAACAGGAAUUUAAGAAUAUUACUGGAAUUAAAAAUAUAUAUAUAUAUAUAUUAAACAAGAAUUUCCUUUGCUCUGUCUGGCUUAAAAUACUACUCUGCUUAAGUAUUUUUAAUCACCAAUAAGUAAAUGCAUUUUAAAAUUCAUCAUUUAAGUCAAUAUUAGUUUUAUUCAAAAAAGAUAACGUUUUACAAUGUAACUAUAAUCUAUCUCUUGAAUUUGGUAUCUAAUGAGUUUUUAAAAUAUAAAACCUAACCUUUUUUUAAAGCUCCUUUGUCUUUUGUGUUUAGAGGCUUUCUAUAUGAAGAUAUAUCUUACGUAUAAUAAACUCUACAAAUUCUG